This is a messenger RNA of Dromiciops gliroides (monito del monte), 7252 nucleotides long. RefSeq names its product adaptor protein, phosphotyrosine interacting with PH domain and leucine zipper 1 (gene APPL1). Gene Ontology annotation, cellular component: cytoplasm; endosome membrane. The record is from RefSeq and is a predicted model, not a curated record. The coding region runs from base 156 to 2285 and encodes 709 amino acids. The transcript is spliced from 22 exons. Gene Ontology annotation, molecular function: identical protein binding. NCBI's taxonomy places the organism in Eukaryota, Metazoa, Chordata, Mammalia, Microbiotheria, Microbiotheriidae. Gene Ontology annotation, biological process: signaling.
CGGGCGGGCGGGGCCGGAUCCGGUUCGGUCGGUGGCGCGCCUGCGAGGGCGGCGGGCGCUCGGGCAGCAGCUCUCGCCGUCGCGGUCGCUGUCACUGUCGCUUUCUCCUCAGCUCGGUCCAGAGCCGACCCGGGCCGGGCCGCCCGCCAGCCACCAUGCCGGGCAUCGACAAGCUGCCCAUCGAGGAGACUCUGGAGGACAGCCCGCAGACACGUUCCCUGCUGGGUGUAUUUGAAGAAGAUGCUGCAGCUAUUUCCAAUUACAUGAAUCAGUUAUAUCAAGCUAUGCGUCGAAUUUAUGAUGCACAGAAUGAAUUAAGUGCAGCAACACACCUGACAUCAAAGCUUCUAAAAGAAUAUGAGAAACAGCGUUUUCCACUAGGGGGUGAUGAUGAAGUAAUGAGCUCUACUUUGCAGCAGUUUUCAAAAGUGAUUGAUGAGCUGAGUUCCUGUCAUGCAGUACUCUCAACUCAGCUUGCCGAUGCUAUGAUGUUUCCUAUUUCCCAGUUUAAAGAAAGGGAUCUAAAAGAGAUAUUAACAUUAAAGGAAGUGUUUCAAAUUGCCAGCAAUGACCAUGAUGCUGCAAUUAAUAGAUACAGUCGACUGUCCAAAAAAAGAGAAAAUGACAAGGUGAAGUAUGAAGUUACAGAAGAUGUAUAUACUUCAAGAAAAAAACAGCACCAGACAAUGAUGCAUUAUUUCUGUGCGUUGAAUACUCUUCAAUAUAAGAAGAAAAUAGCAAUGCUAGAGCCCCUACUUGGAUACAUGCAAGCCCAGAUAAGUUUUUUUAAGAUGGGUUCUGAAAAUCUCAGUGAACAGCUAGAAGAAUUUUUAGCAAAUAUUGGAACAAGUGUACAGAAUGUUCGCAGGGAAAUGGACUGUGAAGUAGAAACCAUGCAACAGACAAUAGAGGAUUUGGAAGUAGCCAGUGACCCAUUAUAUUUGCCUGACCCUGACAUCACCAAAUUUCCCGUUCAUCGGAACUUAACCCGCAAGGCCGGAUAUCUCAAUGCUAGGAAUAAGACUGGCCUCGUGUCCUCUACCUGGGACAGACAAUUUUACUUUACUCAAGGUGGAAACCUGAUGAAUCAGGCUCGGGGAGAUGUCGCUGGAGGACUCGCCAUGGAUAUAGACAACUGCUCUGUAAUGGCUGUUGACUGUGAAGAUAGACGGUACUGUUUCCAGAUCACAUCCUUUGAUGGCAAAAAGUCUUCAAUCUUGCAAGCAGAAAGUAAGAAAGAUUAUGAAGAGUGGAUUUGUACAAUAAACAAUAUCUCCAAACAGAUAUAUUUAAGUGAAAAUCCAGAGGAAAUUGCUGCAAGAGUAAAUCAGUCAGCUCUAGAAGCAGUCACCCCAUCACCAUCUUUCCAGCAGAGGCAUGAGAGCCUACGGCCAACCCCACAAACUCGACCACCCACAGCUCGAACUAGUAGUUCAGGGUCUCUUGGAUCUGAAUCAGCAACUUUGGCGACCCUUUCCCUGGAUUCCCUUGUUGCCCCAGACACACCUAUACAAUUUGACAUAAUUUCUCCUGUUAGUGAAGAUCAGCCUGGCCAGGCUAAAAAUUCUGGGCAGGGAGGCAAACGUACAAAUCCAUUUGGAGAAUCUGGAGGAAGAUCAAAGACUGAAACCGAAGAUUCCAUUCUUCAUCAGUUAUUUAUUGUCCGAUUCCUUGGCUCUAUGGAGGUGAAAUCAGAUGAUAGUCCAGAUGUCGUUUAUGAAACAAUGCGCCAAAUCCUGGCAGCCCGUGCUAUCCAUAACAUUUUCCGCAUGACGGAAUCACACCUACUAGUUACUUGUGACUGUUUAAAGUUAAUUGACCCACAAACUCAAGUUACCAGGCUCAGAUUUCCAUUGCCUAAUGUGGUCCUGUAUGCUACACAUCAGGAAAGUAAACGUCUCUUUGGAUUUGUGCUUCGGACAUCAGGAGGCAGAGUAGAGAGUCAUCCCACAUCGGUCUGUUACAUAUUUGAAUCAAACAAUGAAGGAGAAAAGAUUUGUGAUUCUGUUGGACUUGCAAAACAAAUCGCUUUGCAUGCUGAAUUGGAUCGUAGAGCAUCAGAGAAACAAAAAGAAAUAGAGAGAGUAAAAGAGAAACAACAGAAGGAACUGAAUAAACAGAAACAAAUUGAGAAGGAUUUAGAAGAACAAAGUCGAUUAAUAGCUGCCUCCAGUAGACCAAACCAGACAAGUGGAGAAGGACAAUUUGUGGUCCUAAGUAGUAGCCAGUCUGAAGAGAGUGAUUUGGGAGAAGAUGGAAAGAAGAAGAAAGAGUCAGAAGCAUGAGGUUCUCCAUUUUGGGGGUGGCUUUUUGAGGUGAAACAGCACAAGUGAAAUGACCUUAAGAGGCAUCAAGGUUGAUACUUCAGAUUUUUUUCUAGAAGACUGACUUGGCAACCAAGUUUUACAUUGAUUUUUUUUCCUCAUAAAAUCGACUUACAAUUACUGUAAUAACAAUAACUUAACACCUAAUUCCAUAUGUUUAAAAAAAUCUGUCAGUUUACUGAAGUAGGUUGCUGCAGAAUUAUACUGAAUUGGGAGUGCCCCCCCCCCCGCCCAAUUUCAAACUUUUUAUCUUGGCUUUGCACCUGGGUAUAUGCAAAAAGGAAUUAUUUAUCUUUGGGCUUCAGCUAUACAUGGGGAUGUUAUUUUCUGUCUGCCAGAAGCUAGAAGAAGCUUUAUACUGAACAGGUUCAAAACCAUUUGCAUUUUAUUGCAAAGAAUCGCUCAUUCUUGUGAGACUGAUGUUAUAACCGUGAAUGUGCAAUACUCCUUGGAGCAGUCCUGGGACACAGGUUUGAUGUGUAUGGUUUAGAGUUUUCAGGGAGGUGCCACUUAAUCUCAGAAUCUAUCCUUGGCAUGACUUCAUGGGAUGUAAUCGUAAUCACAUCCUGGUGUCUAUGGAAAUAGAAACAAAGGCAUCCCCUUGUGAAGAUGAACCUAGCUGUUGGCAUGUGAGCAUCACACUCUCAUUCUCAGGUUGGGACUUGAAUUACUGCCACAGAGUAGUACUGGUUAAAGUUAGAAGAUCUGGGGACUUGUGAAAGGACAGCUUUUUGUUCAAAUACGUUUUAGAUAUUGGAUAUGGAUAAGGCAAAGUAGCCUUUGGUAUGUUUUACUCAGUGAUGAAUUCUAUUUUUUAUAUCAUAUAAAAUCAUAAUUUUCAUUACAAUUGAGUGACUUUGCAGCAAAAGUUCUUUAGAAAUUAUGUUUACUGAUUAAGCAGAAAUCCCUGAAAUAUUGGGGAAUUUGUGCUUGCUUGGAAUAAUUUCAGUUGACCUCCAAGUUUUCACAGAUAAAUAACCCUCAGCUUCUUGCUGUGUAUGAUAUUGAACCAUCCAUAAUAGUAAACAACUAAUUUAUAAAAAUACCAUAUUUGCACUAAUCAUUGUAAAUAAUACUCUUCUAAUAAGUGGAAGACACAUGCACAAGAUUGAAAAACAUGUAAUGUCUAGUAUGCUAUAGAAAAAUUGACAAAGGAAAGUGGUUUGGGCUCUGAGCCAUAGUUAUAAAUGAUAAUUUUCUACAGGGCUAUUCCAUGUCAGAUGUUUAUUUUUUACAAUUACUAAUGUUUCUGGCAAAUAGUGCUUCUCCUAAAUUUAAGAAUUUCACACAAAACUAUAGUUUCAGCAAAUUAAAUGUACUAAGAUGUUUCAGUCAAUUUGUGAAUUUGGUCAAAAAUUACAAUUUCCAAUAACAAUCUAGAAUUUCACAAGGGAAAACUAUUCUUUAAAAUGCAGGGAUUUUUCUCAAAAGUGAACUGACUAGAAGGGUUCAAUUUCAGCUUUCACUCAGUGUGUGGGGUUACUGCUUUCUGUGAUCACUAGAACAAGUGACAUAGGAUCCUUAAUUAGGCCUUUCUUUUAUCUGUCUGUGUGCCAAGUAGAGAUUUUGGCUUAUUUAAUUUAUUGGCAGCAUUAUGUUACCAAGACAUGUAGUUUAAAAAAAACAAAUUUAUAAACAAAUUAUUGAAUUUAUUGGAGGAUGUGAUAUGGCUUACCAUUUAUAUAGAGAAUGGUAUAAAUGUCAGUAUGAACUAAUUCCUUCACAUGAAAAAUUGUUCUCUGAUCAAUAAUCAUCCAUGUAAAAUCUUGCUCUUAAGUUGUUAUUGCUGAGUGGCGCAUAUUCUGCUUAAAUCCUUUGUUUACAUCGUAGCUUGUGUCCAUCUACUCAUAUUUCCAAUGCAGUCUCUACAACCUUUAGGGAACUUCUUUAAAAACAAGAAACAAGGGAAAAUUUUAGCAAGAACAGAAAGUUCUGUGUAAGCUGAUGAAAUUAAUACUGUUUAUCCUUAAUCCAGUAUGACUGUUGAUUUGGAGAGAGCAAAAUGAGGAAGGCAGGCGAUUUUCCUGUUUUUCUUGAGUCCCUACAACAUGCUCUCACUUUUGUUUUGAACUGUUGUCAGUUUUAUGAUAUCAAAUCCAUAUCCAUAUGUACAUUUAAAAACUCUAAAGCCAAAUAAAAAUUAUUUUUAAUUAGUUGCUACCCUAGAUGAUUCCAGCCUCUAUUCUGCUAUAGAUAACUGAGAGUUGACUAUCUAUGUUUGUUUCUGAUCGUUGUAAGGGACUUUACCAAAUUUCUUCCACUUGACUAGUUCAGUCUCAUUUCUUCUUGCCUAGAUGACUAUAAUAAUAGCCUGUUGAUUUUGUUUUUUGGUCUCCCUUUGAUCCCCUCUUCAAUCUAACAUUCAUACCAUGGUCCUCGAAAUCUUAAUGCACUGAGCUGAUCACUUCACUCUUCAAUCCUCAAACCUCCCCAUUGCCCUCUCAAUCAAUUGUCAACUUCUGGUCUUGGCAUUCGAUGUCCUUUACAACCUGGUUCCAACAUUUUUCUAGCCUUAAAAUAUACUAUUUCCCAAUUAUAUAUUCUACAUUCUAGUCAAAGUCGACUAUUCUCUCUCUCCUGGUCUCACCCUGUCAGCCCUCAUCCACUACCCCCAACCACUCUGCAUGCCAGAGUCCUUCUGCUAUUUUAAAGCCAAACUCAAGCCCUACAAGUUUCUUGAGGGAGGGGUUUGUGAUAUAGGUGUUUCUGCCCUCAGCACCAUAGGUGCCUUGCAUGGAGUAGUAGGUGCUUCAUAUAUAUAUUUAUUUAAUUUAAAUCCUGGUGAUAAUAGGAUUAGGGUUUAAGGUGUUUUCCCCUGGUUAAUGUUCUUAAUGAUUAAGUCAAUCCACAUCCUGAAGAAAUACAUAGAGUAUAUAAGUAGAAAAUUUCCUAGGCCCUACCUUUCCCUACCUUUUUACCAAAGUAAAAAAAAAAAAAACUUAGAAGCCACCUGUUAUAUUCUCCUUUCAACUACUGUCAAAUAUUCCACUUUGGACACUGGUUGGCAUCUUUCAAAUAGUGCCUGAAGUCAGUGUUGUGCCAUACUGGAACACCUCCCCUUCAUGGGUGUUUAUAAGAGAACCCUAAAAUGUCAUUUUUUUAAAAAAGGCUACUUGACCCAAGUUAAAAGGACAAAGAACAAAGGGAAUAGAUAAUUAAGACAUGAACAUGAUGUUAAUAUGAGAAUUCUCAUUCAACAAAGAAAUCAACCCUUCUACAAAUUUUAGAAACAGAUCUAGGAAGUUCCAAGUAUUUUAUAGAAAGUUUUCUUUUAAAUUCUAAGCAUCCGAAGCAUCCAUUGGCCCACAGAGCAUUGAAUCAUAUCAUUGAUUUUGGUUUUGUUCUUGUUUCAUUUAAUAGCUUAAGCUCGGAUCUGCUCCACUUCAGGCAGCCAAAAGGGCCCCUGUUAUGGAGAGUAUUUCAUUCCAGUUGGAGAAAUGGCUCACCUUACAUCUAUGAGAUUUGAUCUUCAUUCCCAUGGAAUUAGAGACUCAAUUAUUAAGACACAUCUGUAGGGAAAUCAGAAUUUCAUUACAUUUUUUAAGCCAUCACUUGUGAUGAUCUAAGAUAAUUUACCAUGUAUAUGAAAAGCUAACAUGAGAACAGGUCCAUGUACAAACCGAGUUCAUGUACAAAAAUGACUACUUUUUGUAGUAUGUUCAGGUGAUUUUGUAAUGUGACAUGGGCAAAUUUUUGUAAUACUAGAUUGAUCCUUUUAUUGGUGUACUUUUCAGCAGUUUUCAAUAAUUUCAAUAAUUAAAAAACAUGCAAAAUUUGGGAUUGUAUAUAAGACAACGGUGACAUUUGGGAUUUUUUAUAUUGUAAAAAUAGAUAUGGAAUAUUGCUGACAGGACUGAAGGUAAUAUGCCAUUUGGAUUUUAAAUGUAUAAUAAAAUACAUGUUUUAUAUGUAGUGAUUUGGGGUUUGAAGUAGGUGAAUGGAAUAUAAAUCUUUGUAUUGAAUCUAAAUGCUUUCAAAUCACAUACCUUGUCAAAGAUGUGGACUUUUUUCUUCUGUUUACAAAGCUAUAAUUCUAUGUAUUGCCACUUUUUCAGGAAUGUGACAGGCAGUGGAAAGUGACAUUUUUCAAUAAUUGGAUUUAACAUGUUAGAAGGCUUACAUUUACUUUUGGUCCGACUACCACCAAGCACCUUCUAUAGAAGUGCCAUCCUCGAAAACAGUAGGGUCAGACUCAAAAAGAAACCAAUCCCUGCCAGCCACAAAUUAAUGAUCUGUGUUGUAUUUUUAUGUGUUUUGUUAAACAUUUCCUAAUUACAUUUAGAUAUAUGUCCAGCAUCAUGUGAGAGUUUUGCUGGGCCAGGUUUGACACCUCUAUUCUAAAGGAUCAGGUGAAUGUAUACACCAGCACAAACCUAUAGUGUUGCUUAAAUGAUAGAAUUUCCCACUUGCUGUUAUUUAUAAUUUCUUUAGUACUUAACAUCCCAUUCUUAUAGGGGUUGAUUUGUGUGGGCCAGUCCUCUCUAUAUUUUAUAAGGUUUGUAAACUUUCUUGGAGGGGUCAGGAAACAAAGGGAAAAGAAUUUUUACUUAAGUAAUUUAACUAAUCUAGAUACAUGUAUAUUCUGCAUCUGUAUACACACAUUCAUAAUCUGACCCUUUAACUUAAGAAAAAAUAGACUAUUAAUGGCAGUUAUUGUUGCAAAUGUUUUUGUAAAAGACUGUCCAUCACUCAAUCUACAAAGUAAAUAUGUGCUUGUGAAAGUAGCCUAUGGUGCUUUAAGUCCCACAUCUGAUAAACUCGGUGAGGCAGAGGACAUCACAGGGUUCUGGAAGGUGCUCUUGUUUACUGAAUUGGGCAUUGCCUUUAAAAACUAAAGAUGGAAAGGGAUUGAUUCUCUCACAUUUUAUUUUUAUAUCAAAUUAUUGAUGUAUUGCCUGAAUACUAGCAUAGCCAGAAGAGUAUGAUAU